GACGCGCGGAGAUGGCGUCACUAGCGGCUGUCUGCGCGUGGUUGACGUGACAUGGUGUAAGAUGGCGGUCAGUGGGAAGCGACCGGAGCAUCGCGGGCCACCAGAGUUGUUCUACAAUGAGGCUGAAGCACGAAAAUACACACACAACUCUCGGAUGAUUGAGAUCCAGUCACAGAUGUCAGAACGAGCUGUGGAGCUGUUGGGUCUCCCAGAGGACCGUCCAUGUUUCUUGCUGGAUGUGGGUUGUGGCUCUGGUUUGAGUGGGGAUUACCUUUCCGAGGAGGGACACUGCUGGGUUGGCAUGGACAUUAGCCCUGCUAUGCUUGAUGUGGCCGUCGAGAGAGAAGUAGACGGAGACCUGAUGCUUGCAGAUAUGGGCGAGGGGAUUCCCUUCAGGCCUGGGACCUUUGAUGGCUGCAUCAGCAUUUCUGCAGUACAGUGGCUCUGCAACGCGGACAAGAAGACACACAGCCCUCCAAAGCGAUUGUAUCGGUUCUUCUCUACUCUUUAUAUGGCGUUGGCCCGAGGAGCCCGAGCUGUUUUGCAACUUUAUCCAGAAAACGCUCUGCAGCUGGAACUCAUCACCGCCCAGGCCAUGAAAGCAGGCUUCAGUGGUGGCAUGGUGGUAGAUUAUCCCAACAGUGCCAAAGCCAAGAAGUUCUUUCUCUGCCUCUUUGUUGGCCCAAGUGAUGUUUUGCCAAAGGGUCUCGGUACCGAGUGCAGCGACGAGAAGCCAGCACAGGCAGAAUUCGUCCGCGAAAGAGUACGAUUUAAGAAUGCCAAAGGACUGUCAGUGAAGAAAAGCCGGGAUUGGGUCCUAGAGAAGAAAGAGAGGCGGCGGCGGCAGGGCAAGCAAGUGCGAGCGGACACCAGGUACACGGGCCGAAAGCGGCGGCCUAAUUUCUGACCGCCUGUCUCACCCUUUGGACUGCUUCUGUUCUAUAACGGCACCCGUCGCUGUGGCCUUCUACAUGGGAAGAUGCCAGUCGAAGCCGUGCAUCCCAACUUCUACUCGAGCUUGUCCCCGACUUGUUCUAGUCUUCUUGAACCAGCAAGAAAAUCUGGUACCUGCCGCGAGAAAGGCUGGUAGUCACUGACUUUGGCUAGUAGGAGCAGGGAGUUCUGGCUUGGCCCCCCCCCCCCCCCCCCCCGUGUUAGCUCAGGUCUUGAGCCCCGGCAGCAAAGACUACAGUUUUGUUACUUUUCUCAGCAUUCUGUAGUGGUGGCAAAUCAUUAAAAAGCCAUCGGAGAACCUGAUGGGAAAGAAAUCCCAAAAGGAGCUGGAAAAAUUAAAAUGGUUGACUCCA
Sphaerodactylus townsendi is the source of this 1307-nucleotide messenger RNA. RefSeq names its product BUD23 rRNA methyltransferase and ribosome maturation factor (gene BUD23). Gene Ontology annotation, molecular function: rRNA (guanine) methyltransferase activity. The transcript has 12 exons. Gene Ontology annotation, biological process: rRNA (guanine-N7)-methylation. The coding region runs from base 62 to 907 and encodes 281 amino acids. Gene Ontology annotation, cellular component: nucleolus. Lineage: Eukaryota; Metazoa; Chordata; Lepidosauria; Squamata; Sphaerodactylidae. The record is from RefSeq and is a predicted model, not a curated record.